CCGAAAUAUCCACCCCCCCCCCCCCCAUUCAGACGACGAAGACUCGACGCGCGAUCGAAUGGUUGCGUAGAGCACCGCUGGACCUCAUUCUGACGUUGAGUUCCUGAGGAGCUGAGGAACUGACGUCGUCGCACCGCCGAUUCCACGUCCGACUCGGAGGCGGAGCGCGCUGCCGUUUCGAGCGACCCCCGAUCCCAUCUCAGGAAGAGUGACGGCAACAACGGACUUAGGCAGAUCUUGCGAGCAUCGCAGAGGAACAUUGUCGAACACUGCCAGCGCAUUGUCGAAUACUGUCGGCGCAUCCUUGCCUGUGUGCACCGUCUGACAGGCGCUGGGACGGUGGGGUAGCGGCUUCUUACCUCAACUGUCGCGCGUUCCAGCACCGAGGGCGACCAUGCAGGAGGAACAGCAGCGCCCGCCUCCACCGGCGUAUAUCCAGCACGAGCCAGAGUCGUUUCAGCUGCCCAGUGUGCCUACGCACGCGCCGAAUCGCCAGGGCAAUGGCAGACUGCCGGGCAUCAAGGCGCUGGACUUGCCGGAUGCAACGGCGAGGCAUACCCCGCGCAACUCGAGUGAACUGAGCCCGCGAUGGCAGACUGAUGGGGCGCAAUGGGGCGCUCUGCCGGCAUUGCAUAGUGCGACGUUUCCCAAGGUGCCGGACGGUCAUCCUGUAGACAUUGGUAGUCCCAUGGAUACGGCGAGCGUGCUGAGCGCGCAGGAUGAGGCUGCUCGUAGGCGCGAGACGAGCGUGAGCAUGGAUGAUCCAGAAGUGCGCCUGGCCGCAGAGGCGCUGAGUGGGUUGGGCAAUCCAGACUUCGUUCGAUCGCCGACUGCGCCAUCACUGACAAUGUCUGCCCGCGAAUCCACUGCCGAGCCUCAACAGCCAAUGCUCUCGCUCCUGACCUCGAACCACCCCUGGCUCGGCGGCACCAUCAGCGGCUCCCUCGCUGCCUACAACCUGACCAAGGACUACUCGCCACGCUUCGUCAAGUACGGCGCCGAACUCGUAGAGCGCAACGUCGGCUCGCCAAUGGUCAACACAGUCUCCUCCGUAGGACGACGAACAGGCAUGGAGAAGAACCUGCGCCGCUACCUAGGCGAACAACACCGUCGCCCCAGCGAUCUCGAACAAGGCGACGCAGACGCUCCAAGGAAGAGGCAAAGAGCGGGAAGCCCCGCCGCCGACGCUAUGGAGAUCGACUCCCGCACCUCGUCCCGUACACGAGGCGGCUCGCAGUCGUCUUGCGCCGAGUCUCUCCCCGCGUACGACGACCAGCGGUCUCCCAACUACGAAGAGAACGCUACCAUGACCGACCCGUCCACAACCGCUACUGCCAAAGAGCCCGAGCGCCGCCAGCAGUCAAGCGCCGUGCAAGACCGCCGCGUAGCUUGGUCGACACAACUCAUCAUGACGACCUCUGGUCUUGGUGUCGCGCUCUCCGCCGCCUCGCUGCGGAGCUUGAAACACUGCCUCCACCUCCUGCGCGGCGCAACGAGCCACAUCGACAGCGUAAUGCGCGCCCUCAAACUCGUGCUGGAAGAGUACGAAACCGCCUUGCGCCAGCGGCGCGCCAGCGACGCCGACGACAAGGAAGAGGUCAAGACAGGAGAGGGGGAGGAGAAGGAAGACGAGGUGCGCAAGAUCGCCGAGAAGAUUAAGACGCUGAGUAGCGAUAUCUGGCAGACGCUGCAAGGGGUCGUGCAAUCCGUGUCCCGCCACACCGGCGGCGCAUUGCCGCAAAAUGCAUCCCAGGUUGUGAGGACGCAGCUCCUCAGCGUGCCGCAGCGCUGGCAGUUGGCCGGCAGGAGGACGGCGGGUCAGCCGCAGGAUGAGGAGGCGGGUGAGGGCGAGGCGGUUAGGGGCGCGAAUCGGAUGCUGGCGUUUGCGAUGGAGGGGCUGGAUAUGAUGGGCCAGAUUACUACGGUGGUGGAUGGCACUGUCCAGUCGGCUGAGUCGUGGCUGGCUAGGAUUGGCAGGGCGCCGCCUAGUCGGAACGGGGAGAGCAGUGGGGAGAAGAGGGCGAUUGAGAACCAGCAAAACGGUAACGGGUAUCCCAGGGAUGAGAAGCGAUGAAAGGGAUCACCAACAGUGUUGAGCCAGGAGCGUUGGCGCAUCAGGCGCAGGAAUGAAGGGGACGAAAGAAAGAGCAAGAAGGCAAAGGUGGCAAACACAUACCCAGGACGGAAGUCAUUUUCCAUGUCUUUUUUUGAACCGCAGAGCCAGGGGUCGGUCUACAAGUGUGGGUUCAGUACCAGGAGUUGGCGGUACUAUACACUGUCCCUUCCUAGAGGUGUGCACAGCAUUUCUUUACUUUUUUCUUAUUGUUGACAGGAGGUCAAAAUCUGUUCUUUUAUCGUACCGAAAAGCCAAGUAAGCUUGUUCAAUUACAACAAAUUUUUUUU
This is a messenger RNA of Macroventuria anomochaeta, 2403 nucleotides long. RefSeq names its product clock-controlled protein-like protein 8. Gene Ontology annotation, molecular function: transcription corepressor activity. The coding region runs from base 395 to 2074 and encodes 559 amino acids. Gene Ontology annotation, cellular component: endoplasmic reticulum; nucleus. The transcript is spliced from 2 exons. NCBI's taxonomy places the organism in Eukaryota, Fungi, Ascomycota, Dothideomycetes, Pleosporales, Didymellaceae. The record is from RefSeq and is a predicted model, not a curated record. Gene Ontology annotation, biological process: phospholipid biosynthetic process; endoplasmic reticulum unfolded protein response; regulation of transcription by RNA polymerase II.